AUGGGAAAGAAAGGGGGGAACUCAUGGCUGACGGCGGUCAAGAGGGCGUUCCGGUCACCCUCCAAGGAUUCCGACAGGAAGGCUGCCGGUCAUCAACGAGAUGAACAGCAACAGGAGGAGGAAGAGGAGGAGAAGGUUCGGUCUUCGUCUUCCUCCCGCCCACCACAGUGAUCUCCUCCUCUCCCCCAUUUAAUCCAUGCGUCGGUUUUUUCGCAGAAGAGGGAGAAGAGGAGAUGGCUCUUCCGCAAGCCCUCCUCCUCCGUCCACGAUCCGCCCCAGGUGAAGUUGGCGACGACCCGGCAGCCGACGGAAGAGCCCGCCAUUGCCGCCGCCGAGGUGGUGACACCGCCGCCGCCGCCGACGGCCCAGCCAGCGGCGGAGGUGGGCCGGCAGAGCCAGCCUCCCCCGACCUUCUUCAGGGAGCAGCGAGCGGCGGUGGCCAUCCAGACGGCCUUCCGGGGCUACCUGGUGCACAUUUCUCCCCUUCUUCACGCCCAGUUCCCCGGCUGAGAGAUCUGAUCUGAUCUGAUCUUCUUCUUCUUCUUUCUUGCAAUGACAGGCGAGGAGGGCGCUGAGGGCGCUGCGGGGCCUGGUGAAGUUGCAGGCUCUGGUUAGGGGCCACAACGUGCGGCGGCAGGCCAACAUGACCCUCCGCUGCAUGCAGGCCCUCGUACGAGUGCAGGCGCGGGUGCGCGACCAGCGCCUCCGCCUUUCUCAAGAGGGCGGGGGCGGCUCCGCCAGCUACGGCGGCGGCGGCAGCAAGUCCUCCUUCAGCUGCGACACCAACCUCUCCGAAGCCAGAUUUCCGCCAGAGAUCUUCGACUGGAGAUCCAUGGUACUACUACACUACUACACCCCACAGAUCAAGUUCUGCGACUGCCCCUUCUUCUUCUUCUUCUUCGUGGGUCUGUACUCGUUCUCCCUGUGAAUUCACCCCUCCGCCAUUGAUGCUGCUUGCUACAGUCGAGGGACGGCAGCAGCGUGGCGGACGAUGCGGAGGAGAUCCAGGCGAUGAAGAGGGAGAGGGCCCUCGCCUACGCCUUCUCCCAGCAGGUUUCCUCCUCGUCCUCCUCCUCCCCCGCCGUGACUUGCCUUCUGCCAUCGCCGCUCCUCUGAGAAUCUCCCUGGUUUUUUUUCUUCUCCUGCGUCAAGAUAUGGAGGUCGGACAGGAACCUCACGUCAUCCAUGUCCAUCGGCGACGAGCAGGACGACGGCGCCGCCGCCGCUUUGGAGGAGCGGAGGGCCUCCACCUGCGUCGACCGGUGGGCGCUGGCGAGGGGCUCGUGGGAUCAGAGCUUCGGGAACAGAGGAAGGAGGGCCUCCACAGACCAGAGAGUGCUCCCCAUCAAGACGCUGGAGGUCGACACCGGUUGGCCGGCGACCUCCCGCCGGCCGCCGGCGCCGCCGCCCCAUCUCGCUUCUCCUCUUCGGUCAUCGUCCUCGCAGCAGCAGCAGCUCCAACACUCCCCCUCCACGCCGUCGCCGGCGAGAGUUCGCCCUCUGCAGGUGCGCUCCGCGAGCCCCCGCCUGGCGGCGCCGCCGGCCUACACUCCCCGCCCCUCUUCCUACUACCAUUACUACGGCUCCGGCGGGCUGCGCCAUCACCAAACUUCCGCCGCCGUGCCCAACUACAUGGCGGCGACAGAGUCGGCCAAGGCCAGGCUCCGGUCUCAGAGCACGCCAAGGCAUCGGCCCUCCACCCCGGAGAGGGAACACGCCGCCGCAACGGUCAGGAAGCGCCUCGCCUUCCCCGUCUCCGACGGCUACUUCGCCGGCGGCGGCCGCGUGGUGGACUUCUCGCAGAGCCUGCGUAGCCCCAGCUUCAAGAGCACUAUGGAGCAGAGAUCUACCGUCUCUUCCUGCGCGGAAAGCCUUCCCGGAGAGGUCUCGCCCUCCUCCACCACCGAGCUCCGCCGCCGCCUGAGAUGA
Messenger RNA from Spirodela intermedia, 1929 nucleotides. The record is from the annotation of a GenBank genome assembly. Lineage: Eukaryota; Viridiplantae; Streptophyta; Magnoliopsida; Alismatales; Araceae.